AAAACCCCCCACGACGACGUAUUAACUCUUCUCUCUCUGCCUGCAUAAUUUCCCUCUUCCUCUAUAGCAUUCGAGAACCAUCGAAAGCUGAAGUAGUGACUUUGGACUGCACAAACAUCUUCCAUCUUCCUCGUAUGACUUCCAAUGUCUAACCAAUCUCUGAAUUUCGAAGGUUUUUUGAACGACUUGCAAGACUGGGAACAUUCUAUCACAGACAAGGAUAAGAAGUUGAAAAACCAGGAUUCUCACAAGAGUAAAUCGAAGGUUGAAGUGGUCAGUGAGGACAAGCAACCUGUUGUUAAAAAUACAGCUACUUCUUUAAGCAAUAGUACAAGCCAGCAUCGGCCUCCUAUGAACUACGAUCGGUUGAGUCACAUGUCGAGUAGUUUAAUUGCUGAUGAGAAUACUGUGGAUGCUGCCUCGGAGAAAGAUCUGGGUAAUGAAUAUUUUAAGCAGAAGAAGUUCAAUGAAGCUAUAGACUGCUACUCCAGAAGCAUCGCUUUGUCGCCUACAGCUGUGGCUUAUGCAAAUAGGGCAAUGGCUUAUCUGAAAAAAAGAAGAUUUCAAGAGGCUGAGAAUGACUGCACGGAGGCCCUUAAUUUAGAUGACCGCUACAUAAAAGCAUAUUCACGCCGAGCUACGGCCAGAAAAGAACUCAGGAAACUCAGAGACGCCUUAGAGGAUGUUGAGUUUGCAUUGCGGUUAGAGCCGCAAACAGAAGAACUCAAGAAACAACGCACUGAAGUGAAGUCCUUGCUUGAAAAGGCAAUUCUUGCAAAAGCAGCUGGAGCAGCUACAAGAGCAGCACCUAGUGUUAGAGAAGUUGAGAACAAGGUGGAUGCCAAUGGACAUGAUAACCGUGCUUUCUCUUUUCCUGAAAGGAGUAAGAAAGCCGGAGUGGAUGUUCUUCCAGAUAAAAUACAGUUAUCUGUGAACAGAUCUUCUUAUCCCGGGGAGAUGGCAAUAAACAGCAAUACAGCUGAAGAUAGAAACCAAAAAAAAGUAAAUGGCGUGAAAGAUGUUGCGCAAGGCAGUUCUCUUUUGAAGAAUAAUAAAAGUGGGGAAAAGGAGCUGGCGACAUCAGUACAAGAGCUUGCUUCUAGGGCUGCUUCCCGAGCCAGGGAAGAAGCUGCUAAAAAUAUCUGUACCCCGAAUUCAGCUUAUCAAUUUGAGGUGACUUGGAGAGGGUUUGGUGGCGAUCGCUCUCUACAAGCUCAUCUAUUGAAGGUCACUCCACCAGUUACACUGCCGCAGAUAUUUAAAAAUGCUUUGACUGCUCCCUUACUCAUUGAUAUUAUCAAGUGUAUUGCAAUCUUUCUUAUUGAGGAUACCAAACUUGCUGUCGAUUAUCUGGAAAAUUUGACCAAGAUCCCAAGAUUUGAUAUGGUCAUCAUGUGCCUUCCGCCAGCAGACAAGGCUGAGCUCUGCAGGACAUGGGAUGAAGUAUUUCUUAGCAAUGCUAGUCCUAUUGACUUUACAGAAACACUUAGUGAUCUCCAUCCAAGGUACUGCCCUCGACAAUGAUUUGCAUUUGCCUUUCUUGAGAUUUUGAUCCAUCAGGGCUCCCUGUGCUAAGGAAACUGACUGUAUUUUGAGGCUUAUUUAUUGUUUUGAGAACUCUUUGACAAUACAUUGUACAAAUUGUAUAUUUUACCAGAGCUGAUAAGGGUUCAUCUUUUCCAAUAUCUCCUUCAGUUUA
Messenger RNA from Beta vulgaris subsp. vulgaris (sugar beet), 1699 nucleotides. RefSeq lists its product as uncharacterized. The record is from RefSeq and is a predicted model, not a curated record. Gene Ontology annotation, molecular function: protein binding. Lineage: Eukaryota; Viridiplantae; Streptophyta; Magnoliopsida; Caryophyllales; Amaranthaceae. The transcript has 12 exons. The coding region runs from base 145 to 1524 and encodes 459 amino acids.